Strongylocentrotus purpuratus (purple sea urchin) is the source of this 1224-nucleotide messenger RNA. Its product is annotated as ankyrin and armadillo repeat-containing protein-like. The record is from RefSeq and is a predicted model, not a curated record. The coding region runs from base 106 to 1224 and encodes 372 amino acids. Lineage: Eukaryota; Metazoa; Echinodermata; Echinoidea; Camarodonta; Strongylocentrotidae. The transcript is spliced from 6 exons.
CCAUCAAUCAGCCUGGAAGCUAACUUUGACCAGAGCACCUCCUGCCAGCUACCACCUGCCUACAAUGACACCUAUGUGGGUCAGCUCCUAACAAAUGUGGACUACAUGAUGAAAGCAUUAUGGCACGGGACUUACUUCCCGAGAGAUAAACGCACCAAGUUCUCAGAGCGCUGGCGCUCGAGUCUGGACCUCAAUGCUGAGGGCGUUCCUGAAUCAAAGAAGAUCAUCCUUACAGAGUUCACAUUAGCAGGAAUGAUCGACAUCACGAAGGACCCUGACUAUGCCACCAUCUACGAUAAAAUGCGACUCUUCCCCAUGAGCAAGCACGACGCCAACAUCGACAAGCGUCUCUUCAUGCAGUACGUCAAUGACAUGACUGUACAGCUGACUUGGAGACAGAAGACUGUCCAGCAGCACAAUAACAUGUUUGUGAUUGAUGCAGCCUAUGAGGUCUCGGGAGCACUGAGGCUUCAUGAAGACAGGACAGACCGUGAUGUAUACGAGAGACUGCAGACCAGAUUACAGGCUCAUGUAGAUGUGAUAGAGAAACACCUGUGCAACAAGGCUGAGGUGCGCCGUCAGAUGUCCCUUCUAAAGCUAGUAAGCUUCCUCGUUCCAUUCCUGAUGGGACUGAGAAGAAAGAACAAAGUUCCAGACAUGUCUAGACUUCUACCUCAACUUACUGCCGAUGAGUGCAAGACAGAAAGGGAGCUCCCACCUAUGAUGCUAGCCCCAGACUUCCGCUGUCCAAACUUUGACUUUGGCAACAAGUACUUCCACCUUCAUGGAGGUAUCCAGAUCGACAUCGAAGGGGACGACGACAUCCUGGAGCCUCCGGAGGUGAUCGUCAACCAUUAUAACAAGAUCCAGCUGGAAGCAACAGAGAGAUUGGCCAAGCUGACGGAACCGGAUACAUUCCAGGAGUCUUAUCCUAUGGUUGUCAAAGAGCUUGGUGGAAAGAAGUACUAUGUGUUCUCCAUGGACCUUGAGACCUACUACCCGGUCUCUCCGCCACGCCCGCUCUGGUGUCACUCGUUCUAUGAGAAGAUCAAGGAUCUGAAACCCAAGAGGUUACCCUUGACGGAUAUCCACAUGCAUGAACAGUUCAAGAGGAGAUACGGCUACCAUCAAGCCAUCAAGUUCAAGUCCCUACAAAAUGGUCUUAGGCAAGCAGCUAUCAGAGGCCUAGUCUCCAUGUUCCAGACCCUUGCCUUGCAUCUGUGA